This is a messenger RNA of Candoia aspera, 3422 nucleotides long. RefSeq names its product neuronal vesicle trafficking associated 2 (gene NSG2). Gene Ontology annotation, biological process: endosomal transport; G protein-coupled dopamine receptor signaling pathway; clathrin coat assembly. Gene Ontology annotation, molecular function: clathrin light chain binding. Gene Ontology annotation, cellular component: endosome; membrane. The transcript has 5 exons. The record is from RefSeq and is a predicted model, not a curated record. The coding region runs from base 234 to 785 and encodes 183 amino acids. Lineage: Eukaryota; Metazoa; Chordata; Lepidosauria; Squamata; Candoiidae.
ACGGAAGCCGCCGCCCCAGCUUGGGAGUGUUUGCCUGCCGCAGACUCGAGCGGCUGUCUCUGCGCUCACUCCUUGAUCCUCUUUCAGUAGCGUUUGGAACCAGCCGGCUGAGGAGCGAGGCGCUGUCCAUUCAGCACCACCGGGGGGUAAAAACCAGCAUUUUUGCGCAAUCCGACGUGAACCUCCUUCCUAGAGCGAGGUGUGCCCUGCAGUCUGGAAAGUGAGAUCUAAGGAUGGUGAAACUGGGAAGCAAUUUGAAUGAAAAGAACAAGCAGCAGCCGUCCAAUGAGGAUGGUUUUCAGACGGUUCCUUUGAUAACACCCUUGGAAGUCAAUCAUUUGCAGUUCCCAGCUCCAGAAAAGGUGAUUGUGAAAACAAGAACAGAAUAUCAACCAGACCAGAAGAACAAAGGAAAACUUAGAGUGCCCAAAAUUGCUGAAUUCACAGUCAGUUUCACUGAUGGUGUAACAGAAAGAUUAAAGGUCACUAUUCUCAUAAGCCUGGCUCUUGCAUUCCUUGCCUGCAUAGUCUUUCUUGUGGUAUACAAAGCUUUCACCUACGACCACAGUUGCCCAGACGGAUUUGUUUAUAAGCAUAAGAGGUGCAUUCCCGCCUCCCUCGAUGCUUACUAUUCAGCUCAGGAUUCCAACUCCCGGGGCAGAUUCUACACUGUCAUCAGCCAUUACAGCAUGGCCAAGCAAACCAGCUCGCGGUCUGUAUCCCCCUGGCUUUCUUCAGGAUCGGUAAAUCACGAAAAUAAGGCCACUAAGACAGAAGGUCAUUAAAGCCAUGCGAUGGCCUGGGGAUAGAGGGAGUGGGAAAACCACAUCAUGUCUCUAAAUCAUGGCUCUAGUUCAGAGAGGGCGCCUUGCUAAUCAGUGCAAUGCGAAUACACUAACUCCAAGUGCAGGUGUCAUCUUAAUGGAUAGUUUUCUCUCUUUCAUUCAUUCACACCCUCCCCUUUAGUGCAUUGUUCUCGUUAAUUUGUAACUAAGUCAGGAUCUUGUACAAAGGCAUGUUAGGUGUUGACUAUAUCUCACAAUGUACAAAUAUUUUUAAAACCAUUGCCGAAUAUUUGUUAAGAAAAUAAAAAUGAAACAAAAAAAGCAAACCCAGAAAACAUUAAUGAGAAGGUAAAAGAAAUGGCAAACAUAAUUCAUCAGGCCUUUCUUGGCUGAGAAAACAGUCUUGGAACUUGGCCCAAAAAAAUAAAAGUGGGGAAUUUGUUUAUCACAAUGUGACAUGAAAAGAAAGCUCAGAUUGAUGGAGGAACUUUAUAGUGCACAACCAUCAUAUACAAAUAAAAUACAUAAUUGUCUGGGAAAAGUCCAGCAUCAAAUAGUUUUCAAGGGACGGUGAUGUUACGGAGAUGCUUUUAAAGAAAUUUAGCACUUCUUUGGUGCUCCAGUAUGCAUAGUUCUGUCCCUAACAUUAAAAUGAAUGGGAAAGCCCUUACACACAAGGAAACUCAUGUCUCUUUACACAUGCAUUAAACUAUUGGAUCGUGGCUACUAACCUUUGGUUGCUUCUCACAGAGGGAAAUAUUAGCCAUGAAAGUGAAUACAAGCAGGUUCCCAUGUGUCUCCUGACUGCCAACACAAUUUUGAAUACAACAGUUCUGCCCUCCCACAACCCAAAACUGAAUGCCAAAGUUCAAAAACAACAAAUUUAAUUAGACCUGGCAAAAGAGGUGGAUUGCUGUUUCACAACGACCCACAUUUUUAGGUGAAUUUGAGAUAGAGACAAAAAGUUGUAGAAGUGAAACUGAUUUUAUUCUGAUUCCCCAAGGAGUUUGAGAGGCUUAUAGGCUAUUGGGAAUCCUGCUCAAUAGGGCAAUGAACAGAUGCCACUGCAAAUGUCCCACCACAUGGCCAGGCGCUCCUACAACAGAGUUAUUCAAAGUAGCACAGAGAUAGCCUUUUUUUUUUUUUUGUAUGCUUGCCAAAAUAAAAAUAAAAAAUGGUUAGCCAAGCAGGUGUGUGAUCACACAAAUAAAAUGUAGCUAGAGAUACAUAGUAAGAAGAAACUGCUAACUGCUACUAACCACCAUGACUCAAAAAUGAUGACAUAAUGCAUUAUCACUGGCUGCCCUUUCAUAUCCCAAGAUCGAAUGCAAGUCUGCAAGUUACAGAUUUUGCCUUGUGACAUUAUGACAUACAUUUCAUCACUUGCCCUCCUUAUGCCUAUGGGUACCAGAUAGCUUCAGAAAAUUCUCAUCCUUGCUGCCAAGACCCAUUUGCAUUCCUGAGAAUCUGAAACAGUUGAAUAAUACUGUACUCUCAUCAAGAUACAAAAGACAUCCCAAAAACCAACCAACCAACCUUAGACUUGCAAGCAGCAAAUCGUUUUUUUAAGUGGAAAUUAGACUAGAUGUAGCACAAGCUGAAGCAGGGAUAUUGGCUAUCAGCUUCAAAUUUUCUGCAGUAGGAAUCAUGAAGGAGGUACUGGUUCUCCUGUGUAUUGGACAGCAUUUGAAUUACAUUAGCACAUUCCAUAGAUGAUAAGUAGGUUACAAGAAAGAUUUUGAGUAUAACCUUGCUAUUUUAUGCCACAUUUGCAUGCUAGGAUUUUCAGAUUCUCCCCUCUUCAAUUGUCCUUCACCCCAUACAAUGACUAAACAUUUUUUUAAAGAGAUGCAAAAUAAUUUUAAAAGUCACCUGUGACAUAAUGUCAUAGAAACUGGAAUAAUCCAUAACCACCAAGGAAAACCCAUGUGUAUUUCUAUACAAUCUUAUGAAAUCCUGGCAUGUUCACCUUGCCAGAUCAUAGGUUCACUCUUUAAGAGGAUUCUCCUACCCAUCUCUGUGGGUUCAUUUUUAUUCAUGGAACCAACAUCUAAUACCGCUGUCAAUAUGUAGAUGGGAAAGAGAUAUGGGGCUACUUAUCAGAAGCCAUGUAUUUCUCACAUGAAAAGAAUCCAUGUGUGUUUCAAAAAUCAGGUAUACACACUGCUCCUAAUGGAAUAUACUGUACUGUAUGUGUUAUUUUGCACUGAGUCCUUGGCACCAUCUAGGAAAUUGUGUUAUACAAGGCCAGGCUACUAGUGCAGCUGGGUUAGUACCAGUGACCUUGAGUGGCAUUCCAUAAUCUCACCAAUAGUAUUGAUUAAGGCCACAUGUCGCAACACUUUAGGGUCUGAUCAGUGCUUAGAUGGAAGACGCAAACCACAUGAGUCCAGCCAUGGAAGUAAAUGUGCUAUAUAGAUUAAUAUUACAGCUGCUGUGACUUCAUCUUCAGUAAAUAAAAUAUGCUGGAUUUUUAUCAGAAGUUCUCAGAGUUCUACAAAUUGGCUUCCAUGAAAUCAGUAGAACCAUUUAGAAUGGUAGGAAUUACUGAAUAAAUGCACAGGAGGAAACAGUUCAAGAGUGUGUUUGAUCUAAUACAUCAUACUAGGAAACUCUGUGAUCUUAUGUAGUUUAUGC